This is a messenger RNA of Diorhabda carinulata, 13665 nucleotides long. RefSeq names its product tyrosine-protein kinase Abl (gene Abl). Bases 312 to 4685 code for a protein of 1457 amino acids. Gene Ontology annotation, biological process: protein phosphorylation. The record is from RefSeq and is a predicted model, not a curated record. The transcript is spliced from 14 exons. Lineage: Eukaryota; Metazoa; Arthropoda; Insecta; Coleoptera; Chrysomelidae. Gene Ontology annotation, molecular function: ATP binding; protein binding; non-membrane spanning protein tyrosine kinase activity.
AAUCGAAAUACACAUGCCAAACAAAGAUGACAUUAAUUCAAUAGAAAGAGAAAUACAAAAGUGAAAAUAUGGCGGAAUAGACAGUAAAGUGGGGUUGAUGAAGAUCAAAAUAAGAUUUAUUUGAUUGUUUCUAUUUAUGAAAUAAUGUUAAAUUAAAUAACAAAAGCGUUAAAUGAGUGCGGUGUGUCGUCGAUAUAUUAUGUAGGUGGGAAGUGCGUCGAUAAAUCCACCCUUUCGGAGUGGUGAGGUGUACAUACAAAAAAAAAUAAGUGACAAUUGAGUUUGGAAUAAUAAGGGUAUGAUUUCAAACCAUGGGUGCUCAGAAUACCAAGGAAAGAAAUAUUUCUGUGGGAACCCAUUCAAUUAGAACCACAAGAAAUAGACCUAGAAUUGCAAAAGAUGGACGUCAGCCCAUUUCCAAUAUUUUCACCGAACACAGUGAUUUUCGACUUCAUUCUCUCAAGGCUCUUUUACAAAGUCGACCUUUGCCACAUAUUCCUAGCCUUCCUGAAUCGGAUCCACCAGGAAGUCAUAACACUAAUACCAUCAAUUCCAGUCUGAGCACCCUAUCGAAUUCUUCCACUAGUGGAGCACCCUCUACACCCAUCUCAUUUGAGACUGCCAAUAGAUGGACCUCAAAAGAAAACCUCCUAGCCCAAGAAGAAGAUGACCCUCAACUCUUUGUUGCUUUAUACGAUUUUCAAGCAGGCGGAGAGAAUCAACUUAGUCUUAAAAAAGGAGAACAAGUUAGAAUAUUAAGCUACAAUAAGAGUGGGGAGUGGUGUGAAGCGCAUUCUUCUACUAACCAGGUUGGUUGGGUACCAUCGAAUUAUGUAACUCCUGUAAAUUCUCUAGAAAAGCAUUCCUGGUAUCAUGGACCAAUAUCAAGGAAUGCAGCUGAAUACUUACUUAGUUCUGGUAUCAAUGGUAGUUUUUUAGUACGAGAAUCAGAGAGCAGUCCUGGCCAAAGAAGUAUAUCCUUAAGGUAUGAAGGUCGCGUUUAUCACUAUCGAAUCAACGAGGAUACCGAAGGAAAAGUUUUCGUUACAGCUGAUAGCAAAUUCAAUACUCUUGCUGAAUUAGUUCAUCAUCAUUCUAUGAUAUCAGAUGGCUUAAUAACACAAUUAUUGUAUCCAGCACCCAAACAUAACAAACCCACGGUAUUUCCUCUGAGUCCAGAACCUGAUGAAUGGGAAAUUACCAGGACUGAUAUAGUUAUGAAACACAAGUUAGGUGGAGGGCAAUAUGGAGAUGUAUAUGAAGCUAUGUGGAAAAGGUACAACAUGACAGUAGCUGUGAAAACUUUGAAAGAAGAUACUAUGGCCUUAAAAGAUUUUCUCGAAGAAGCUGCCAUCAUGAAGGAAAUGAAACAUCCAAAUUUAGUUCAACUGAUGGGUGUUUGUACGAGAGAACCACCAUUUUACAUAAUCACUGAAUUCAUGAGCAAAGGAAACCUCUUAGAUUAUUUGAGAAAUGGUAACAAAGAUCAAAUUAAUGCCAUAGUACUUAUGUAUAUAGCUACACAAAUAGCGAGUGGAAUGAAUUAUCUGGAGAGCAGAUGUUUUAUUCAUAGAGACUUAGCAGCCAGGAAUUGUCUAGUGGGUGAAAAUCACUUAGUCAAAGUUGCUGAUUUUGGUCUUGCAAGGUUAAUGAGGGAUGAUACAUAUACUGCCCACGCUGGUGCCAAAUUUCCAAUAAAAUGGACAGCUCCUGAAGGCUUAGCUUAUAAUAAAUUUUCCACUAAAUCUGAUGUAUGGGCUUUCGGUAUUUUAUUAUGGGAAAUAGCAACAUACGGUAUGUCGCCUUAUCCUGGAGUUGAUCUAACGGAUGUUUAUCACAUGUUAGAAAAAGGAUAUAGAAUGGAAUGUCCGCCGGGAUGUCCUCCAAAAAUUUAUGAGCUUAUGAGGCAGUGUUGGCAAUGGCAUGCAAAUGAUAGACCUACUUUUAAGGAAAUCCAUCAUGCCUUGGAAAAUAUGUUCCAAGAAUCAAGCAUUACAGAAGAGGUUGAAAAACAACUGCAAGGCAAUGACUCUCCAUCAGUUCCUUUGGGAACUCCAAAUAUGGCUUUCAAAAAGUCACAUUCAGGAAGUACAGGAAAUAUUCAUGGCCUUGUUGGACUAACAGAACCUAGUGAUACUCUCAACAAUACAUCUAAUAAACUCUCUACUUUUACUGGAGGAUCAAAGACUAACGUUCAAAUGAGGCGGUCUACUAAUAAAAAAGGAAUGCCUGCCCCUGCACCUCCCAAACGUACAAGUUCUUUUCGAGAUAGUACGUUUGAGGACCAAGGACAAACAGAAAAUAUAGGAGAGGAUGGGACUGAUUUAAAUGGACUGACUAGAGAACUUCAAACAUUAACGUCAAGUACAAAAUGUGAUAGUGAAAGUGAUUUACAAGAUCAAACUCCUGAUACGGACGAUUCAGGAGCCCAUUCUUAUCCAGAAAUAUCAACCACUAGUAGCUUUAUACCAGGUGCAGGGUCUUUUAAGAGGGUUCCAAUUAUGGGUAAUAAAGGAUUGGAACAAAGAGGGAAAAAGACUAAAUCCAAGGAACCUACGGUUGUAGCAGCUUUAGAAGUUCAAAAUGUCCGCAAGGCUAUUAGCAGAUACGGUACUCUUCCAAAAGGAGCUAGAAUUGGUGCAUAUUUGGAGUCUCUUAGACAGAACAACAUGUCCUCUAACGAGGAAGUCAUUGUUCAAGCUGUCAACCCAGUAUUGGACCAAUCUGAUACCACGCCAAGAUCAUUGUCUCCAAGAACUAGCAUUCGAACACAACCUCAGAUGAUUAGAAGUAACUCAUCCGGAGGAGUUACAACGUUUCACUCUACACAUCCUCCAAGUUCCCCUACUUCUAGUAAGUUAGCUAGAAAUCGAAACAUAACUAGGAAUAACAGCGCUGACGUAAGAAGUAGUUUGAGAAGUUUUAAAACGUCACAAAAUAGCUCUUUUAGGGCUGGAAGCCCUUCAAGAUCGAUCCAACCAACUUUGGCUGAUUUGGAAUUCCCUCCCCCGCCUACAGAUUUACCACCACCUCCAGAAGAAUUUGAUGGAUCUGAUGUUGAUCAAGUAGACUGUAACACGUCCACAAUGACUUCAUCCCAAGAACUAAAAAAGCGAAUCAUUCCUGGAUCACCCCUAACCACCAAAAAAGUAUCUCGCGAAUCUCAACCGACCGAACCGUCUGAAACUAGCGACGUUAGUACCCUCCAACCUUCUGUAGAGGAAGCAAGUUCGAGAUUCGGUGUUAGUUUGAAAAAAAGGGAAACUGAUAAGGAUAUUAAAGAUGAUGGGAAGGAGCGUGCCAGUCUUACUCUCACUAGUCCAAGUCAAGAUGGUAAAAGUUCCAUCAGUGCCGAUUCCGAUGUUCCUGUUGUUGGUUCCCCAUUGGAACCGUUACCUCCUCCACCGAGUAUUUCAGAAAGUGAUGAAGCCAUAGAAGCUGAAGACAAUAAAUCCUCCAAAGUGUUCAAAAAUAAAUUGGUGAUGAAAGAAAUGGAAUUGAAAUUAGUCGCGGAGAUAAAGGAAAGUCAGAAUUUGAAGAGUAAAAAUAUAAAAGAAUCUCCAAUUGAAACUUUAUUGGCUGUGAGUGGCAUUAGCCAUGAUCCUGUUUCUCAACUCGUAACUGAACUUUCACAAUCUCUCAAUUUAGAAAAAGACCUAGAUAUUAACGUACCACGAAAGAAUUCUCAAGGAAAAUUAACAACGAAUAAUGGAGUAACAUUUGUAUCACAGCUCAAAAAAGUAGAUGCUAAAAAAUCCAUUAAUACUACUAAAGAAAAAGUCGAAAAAGACACUUCCGUCAUCAUAGAUUUUAAAUCCAGACUAAGAAAAGUCGAAAAUGAUAAAAAAUCCGAUGAAAAAGAAGACAACGAAUUUGAACUCAAUAAAAGGGAAAGCACUGCUAGUUCUGACAGUGGAAACUUAAAAUUAGAUGAUAGUGAUGACAAAAGGAAGAGCACAGGCAGCAUUAGUAGCUUAAAAAAACUCUGGGAAGCCAAAGAUAAUUCCGAAACGGGAGGAAACAUCCAAUUGAGUCCCAAAUUAUCAAUUAAAAACAGCAAAGCUGAAGAAAUAUUCGAGAGUUCGCCAGUAGAAACUUCAGAUGAAUCGGUUAAAUUAGAAAAGUCUAUAAAAACUGAAAAAAAAUCUUGGCCUCCUGCACAAGAGGAAAAACCUGUUAUUCCCACAAAACCAGCAGUAAAAGCUUUAAAACCUUUAUUGGGUCGAUCGGCAGGAUCUGCAAUUUACGCUACGCCAAUGGCUACCACAAACACUAAUUAUUCAAAGCCCCCAAUAAUGACCAAACCUGCUACAAUUGAGACCAAAACACCAGAAGAGGAGACCAAAUUAUCAAUGAUUGACAAAAGUGGGAAGGAUAACAUUUUGGAAAUAUCUCAGGCCUUGGAAACAACUUUGAACAGCAUCAAAUCGAAUUCCGCUGUUUCAUCCGCGACUUGGUUACAGUUAUCUGACAAAAUAGGUUUAUUGCACGGUAUUUGUAUGGAUUAUGCCGAUAAUGUAGUCCCGGCACAUACCAAAUUCCAAUUUAGGGAACUGUUAACGAGAUUAGAAAGUCAGGCUAGACAGUUACGGUCGGCAGGUUCGAGAAAUUCUAGCGAAAACACCCGAUGUCUCAACGAAGUGAAUAAUACUAUUAAAGAUGUUGUAAAUGUCGUUUUUCGUUAAAAAAAUUUCAAAUCGACUCCGACUUACAAUUAUCAUUAUACGAAUGUUAGGACCAAUUUGUUUAAUGUUUCGAUUUUCUGUAAGGUAAGUUGCAUAUUUCUGACGAGAAGUGUGUGAAUGUCGAAAGUAUUUUUUUUUAUUUGUUUUCAAGUUUUGGAUUUUUGUUUGUGAAACACUGUACACUGUCAAAAGAAAAUGGGAUUAUCCAUGUGAAGUUCAGUGUGAUCGUUUCAAAUGAAACCACCUUUGUUAAUAAUUCUCAGUAUUGGUAAACGACAUUAUGUGUCAAUUAUUUUUUUUUAUUAUUCAAAAAUCGAAAUUGUAAUCAUUUUUUAAUAAAUUUUAACAUAAAUUUGUCCGGUUAAAUGUUUUAUAAAUAUUUCAGGAAAUUUAUAAUAAUAAUAUAUAUUUUUUUAGUAAUAAUUCGGUUAUAUUAUCAUUUACUAAUAUUAAUUUUAUGUAGCUCCUCAGAAAAAAGUCAUUAGAUCAAAAGACAAAAAGGCAAUCAUUCAAUCAGCAUACAGUUUUGAAUACCGAUUAAUUAAGUUAUUUUCAACCUAUGUUUUAAUCAAUUUAGGGAUAGUCCUUCCAAACAAACUGCAGAUGUACAAUCGUAUUCCUAAAUUUCAAUCAAUAGCCCAUUAUAUGUAGAAUAUACCAAAAACAUAUUACGUUGCUGAAUCUACAUAAUUCUCAAAUUACAAUUGGUAGAUUACACCUAUAUAAUCAAUAAUAAGACAAAAAAGAUAUUAAUUUCCCUUUUUAAUUUUCUCCAUAAUCAAAGCAUACUGUUCUGAUUAGUCUUCCGUUCCAUUUUAAUUUCUCGCAAUAUUUUUGGUGCAAUGAGUAAUGUUCAAAUCUAGAUAACAUGUAUUCUGAACUGCAUUCAAAUUUAUUUACUUCUGUAGAUUCUCAUCUUAGUAGGUAUAAGAAAAUAUUAUCAACAAAUGAUCAUGAUAUUUAAUUCCUAUUAAAUAAUCUAUUAGCAUUGGUGCUUUCAAGAAACGAUUUUGUUUUUAUGCAUAUAAACAUACUGAACAAAUCUGGUUUCUAUAUUUACUUCACUAAACUGUGAUACAGCUUAAAUAAUUUUUAGGCAUUUCGAUAUGCUCAACAAAUAAUUUAUUCUCUACAUUCAACCUUUCAUAUCUUAAUGUAUUUAUACUACUUUUGUGACUAGCACUUGACUUAUGAAAUGCUAAUUGUAUUGAAAAUGCAUGAUUUGAUAGUUUUUGAUAGAUACUUAUAUUUUAUAUAUUUUUUAUUAAUUACUGAGAUUAUAAUUUAAUUCUUCAAAAAAUGUUAGUCACAACAAAAAAUGAUGAACAUGAAUGUUAGAAGCUCUCUAUAUAUUUAUUGAAUGUUAUAUCAUUUAUUUUGGAAACAUGGUGAUCCGUUUACAAUGAGCAGUUAUUUUUGUCCAUAUAUAAUUAUUUGGAAUAUUUUUCAAUUGCUGGCAUGUGAAAUACUCAUUGAAAACAAAAAUUUCGACUUUAUGGCAAGGUACUAUUCAUUUAUAGUCAUAAAUAGAUUUCAAUAUUAAUUUGUGAUUCUCUACAAUUACGACUCAUGAAUUUUUCAUUCUAUUCUCAUCCUUGUACUCUUAAAAAUGAAAAAUAUGUACGAAUUCUAAUCAAUUUAGAAAAGGAGUUUAACAAAUGAAUAAAGAUAAAAUAUAUUGUCACUAACUUGGAAUUUCCUCUCUAUAAUUGAACAUUCUUGCCAAUUACUAUCUCUUGCCAAUUAUUUAUUUUUGCAUUUUAUCGAUUCUAGCUCAAUAAUUCUUUUUUUUUUCUACUAUUUUUCUUCCUUAACCUCCUCCAUCGAUCUUCGAAAUUAUCAGUCAUUACAUAGCUUUCUUUAUAUUCAAAAUAAUGUUGAUAUUGUUUUUGGAAUGAUAGAAUCACCUAAGUGUUUCUAAUUGUAAUUAUUUUUCUAUUUAUUUUAUUUAUUUUCAUUUAUGUGUAUUUGCAAUACAAUUUUGUACCUCUAUCCUUUCUUCUGUCUAACCUCCAAACUAUGUGAUUUUUUUCCUUUUUACUAAAUCAGUUGAUUUUGAAGACUGAGUCUGAUUUACAAUUUUAUGAAUUUGAUAUUUGAAUAAGAAAAAAAGAGAAUAACUUGCUCAAAGUCUCUAAACACUAUUUUUAACGAAUAAAGAUUUAAAUAAAUUUGUUUAAUAUGUCUGACGAUGUCUAUCGAGUAUUUCCCAAAAAGCAGUUUAGUACACAAAAGUAGUAAUUAAAAUAGAAUUAAAUAUUUAUAUAAGCUUAUGCUAGUCUUUGUCUUUGUAAUAUAAUUUUUGGUUAAUUACAUUGUGCGUGGGUGAAUGUCUCCUUAGUAGUAUAAGAUUUAAGAAAAACCUGAUUCAACUGUAAUGUUAUUUUUGUCAACAAAUUUUCUAAAAUCCAAAGAUUACACUGGUUUGACGAUUUAUCGUUUGUUAUUUUAUGUGAACAACAAAAAUUCGUUUCUUAAUAAGUAACUGGUCUGCAAAAAAAAAAAAAAUAGUCAAGCCCCUGCACUAUUUUCGGCGAAUCCCAUGUAAAAUAUCGUCCUGAAUCUAAAUGUAACUACCGUUUUCAUCACCCACAAUUUUCGAGGGAGACUCGCACGUUUAUUUUUACCACCUUUCGAUAAUAAUAAUAAACUUUGAUUUUGAAGGGGUAAAAAUAACUAUUUCAACUGAAAACAAGGAUAAAUGAUAAAGAUAUAUACCAUUAUUUGCUUCCUUUUUUUACAUAUCCUGAGGUACAUGUGCCUCGUUCCAAAAACCAGCAGUACUCCGCCAAUAUGCUUGCACUCUACUUCCCUGAAAAUCUCUUCUCCAUCUCAGCGAUGUCUUUAUGGAUCAUUUGCCGUGUUCAUCAGAAGCUUCUCCUAAAUUUUCAGAGAAGUCCACGGGCGAGUGAAGGAAGUGUACUUUAAGAGACAUGUUUCAUCUCAUGGCCUUGUACACUAAUAGCAAUUCCCCGGCGUGAGCCCAAUUUAUUAAUGUUGUUAUAUAUUUGUAUUUUAUUGUAGUUUUUAUGUACUUUUAUAUAGUGACAAUGUUGCCAUACACUUUGCUAUAAAUUUUAUUACCUGCUUUCGAUGUUUAAUGGUUAAAAGUAGAAAUAUGUAACAAAUAAGUGAAAAAUAUGUGAUAACUAAGUAGAGGAUGAGGAAAACUGAGGUCAUAUUUGCAAUCAAGGGGUCAUUUUACACAGGAAUGGUCAAGAAUGGUGUCGGGCUGAUUUUCUAGCAGACCAGUGUAAUAGUACCUAUCAAGUAAUUCAUUGAAUUGUUUUUAUGGACUAUAUAACAAUUCCAUUAAUAAUAUUCAUUAACAGAAAGAGCUAGUGGAAAGGGUUGCAGUAUAUGUUCAAUAAUUUGUAUCUAAUUUUGAGCAUUUCAAUUUCUUUGUGUUUUGUUGAUUUGCAUUCUUUUAUAAAUUGAUUUUUACCAUAACAUUAUAAUACUGUUAUGAUUUUUUGGAGCUUUAUUUGUUUAGAGUAUCGUUUUUCCAACUUGAUAUGAAUAUGAGUAAGGAGCCUCAUAAGUACAUCUAAUUAAUAUCAUCGCAAAAUUCAAAAACGUUAUCGAAAACAAAGAAACAGACAAACAUACAAAUCAAGAAAAAAAUCGGCAUGAGAGACUUCACUUUUUAUACAUUUGAUGUCUACAUAAAAUGGCAGAAGUAGCUAUUCCAACAUAAAAUUGGAAACAAAAACCCGCAUAAUUAUGAGAAAUUGCAUAAAUGGAAACCUGCUGAUUAGAAAACGCACGUUAUUUUAUUUUUUGUUGCAUAAACCCUGAAUAAACCUCCCUAAUACAUGUUUUUGACGAUACAUAUUUCGAAUACAAACUUACAAAUUAUUAGGAAACUCGAGACGAUCGUCAGUUUGUUUCAAAAUGUUAAUAACUGUUGGCUGUUAAGGUAUGAACUUUAUAAACAAGGUGAAAUUAUCUAUAUUUGUAAAAUGCUCCGCUGUAUUAUACACUCUCCCGGGAAAUCCCAUACAUCUCCAGAAAAUCUGUCCAUGGAUGUCUUUUACUUUUACGGCUGCUAUUUUUUGAAUUCUUUUAACACGGUAAACCAAAAGAAUGUCUUACUACUUAUGAGAGCAGAGAGAAUAAUAUUGUGUUGUACCUAUAACGAUAAUUAUUGUUUCUGGUGUGUUUUUCAACACAAAAUUACCUGAAUUAUAGAUUAUAAACUGUUUAACUAAAUAUUAAAUCAGUUUAUUCCCCCGAUUUCGGGAGAUUAAUUUAAUGAUAGUUUAAAGACUAUUAAACUUGGUUUAACAGUCGGUGCAAUUCAGAAAACAAAAUUAAGCCACUGUUAGAGUUUGAACCAUUGUUAACCUUAGGGUGCAAGUAGCCACAUUAUUUCAAAUUCUUACUAAGUUAAUUAACCCAGGAGCGGUCGCGUUAUUUCGUGUUACGUAUGUAGUCGUGCAUUAGAUUUUUUCUAAAAUUAAGAAAUUCAAAUUAUAAUUAAAUAAUAACACUGUUAUUUCAGUAACCUUUUCUUUUUGGCUAUCAAUGUUUGUCCAGUUGUGGCAGUUCCAAUCUUCACUUCUACUUCUAAAUCUAUAUUUGUCUUAAAUCUCUCCAGCUUACUUCUAGUAGCUCUUCUGUGGCACCUAAAUCCAAAAUAAACCAGCUUUCCUUUUGUGACAGAUUCGCACAAUUUAAUGCUAUGAAUGCAAUUGAAUCAUAUUAUAUUGCUUGAGAGUUGCCUGUUGGCUUGUUUGUCUGUGCACUACUCUAGACGUUCUUCUAUUUCUCCUUCUGCCUUUAAAAGUUCCUCUUUUUGUUGUGUUUUCUCUGCAUUCUACUAUUUUGUGACCCGACUUGCCACAUUUAUAACAUACAUACUGAUUUGUGUGCUCUUUGGCUGAUUCUAUAUUUUGUAUUCAACUUUAGUUCUUCUUAAGGCCCGUUUACACGAGUUUAGUGAGCAAUUAUUUAGUUAAAUGUUUAGUUAAUUUCAAGCCGUGUGAACAGACAGUUUAGUACAGGUACUAAACACUAAACUUCAGCAUUGCUGUGACUAUUGAAAUAUGUUGAAGCUAGAGAAUAUCUCAAAGAUUUUAUCGAUCUGAAUCUUACUUUAACAUAUUUCAAUAGUCAUAGCAAUGCUGAAGUUUAGUGUUUAGUACCUGUACUAAACUGUCUGUUCACACGGCUUGAAAUUAACUAAACACUAAUGAAGCUAGAGAAUAUCUCAUAGAUUUUAUCGAUCUGAAUCUUACUUUAUUUUUUGUAUAUAGUAGAUAAACUUUCAGGAAGUGUGUAUAAUUAUAAGACAUUUUAUUAUAUAUUCUUCACCAUCAUAUGUUCUUUCUUCGUGUGUGAGAUGACCUGUUAAGCCACUGUCUACUACAAAAGUUGUGUCUAACUCAUCAUUUUCUAUCUCGUAUGAAAUAGCUCACAGUGUUGUUCUGUCUUCUGAAAUGAUUUUUUUGAUCUCUUUUAUAAUAUUAUACACUUAUCUUUAUCUUUUUUGUAGCAGUUACAUGAGUUACAACUCCAGCAGUUUAUUCUAGGUGCAUAUUUUUGUUGCACUUAUUGUAAUGUUUGAAAACUCUACUCUACUUGACCGUUUUUUUUUUCUUGAUUGAGAUUGCUUCGGUUCGAUUUGUCAUUCAUUGUAUAGCCAGUUUUUCUUGAAAAGUUACAUGUACCUUUACAUUUGUGAGUUUUGAAUUUUGUGUUGCUACACAAAAUCAUUAUUAUUUCAUUUUUUUCUCCUGUAGUAAUCUCCAACGGAGAUAAUCGAUUGUUUUUUCUUUUGCAGGAGUUGAGUUCCAUGGUAGGGUUACAAUAUUUUUGGUUAUUAACAUUUCCUUAUCUACUGUGAGACGUACAUUCUUUAGUUCAAAACUUGCGGUUUCCCAAAAUAUUUUUAUUCUUGUCAUACUGUAAACAUUUCUGUUGAUGUUUGGGUUUACAUAUGGAUCAAUAGUCCUCGUGGGUUUUCCAUGAAGCAAUUUUCUUCUCAUCAUUUUCUGACUGUCUGUGAGCUUCGUUAUAAAUUCAGUGUUGUCUUUGUUGCACAUAUUAGAUAUUGAAAAUAUUUUACUUGCAGAAUAUUCUCAGUUUCAAAUUAAUUUCUUUAUUUUUAUUUUUUUAUCCUACUUCCGCACUGUACUACACAUUCUAAUUCACACAAAAUGAUGUAUUUCAUUUUUACAAAACUUCUCUUUAAUAAAAAUACUAACACUAUCAUUAAGACAUUCUUAUUCUAGAAACUUGGACAAGACAAGCAUCAUAGAAAUAUCUAACAACAAUUCGCAAACGUAGGAACCAAUAUUAUAUUAUAAAUGUUUGUCAUGGUAUAAAAUUAUUCUACUGAGUUUAUAAAAAUGAAAUAUUGAGUAUUCAACAAAAAGUUGGAUUACAUAAAAUUUAUGACCCCAUCAUACCAAUGUGAACAUUAAACUGCAACCCUGUAAGAUUUUAAGGUUUCAAUUUUCUGUUUUCUUUUAAAAGCGGUGUAAAAAUUGUUUAAUAUUUUAUUUGUUGAAUUUUUUUAUGCUUUAUUCCAUAUAUUUUAGAAAAUUCUGAAAACAGUAUUUAGAAUGUUGGGAGUUGAUUUUAAUAAAAAUAUUAGCUUAGAUAGAAAAUACUCUUUUCCUUUCGCCGAUGAGAGAAAGAUUGUAAAUUGUUUCUUGAAACAAUAAUAUUUCAAAAUCCUCCUACUUAAUCCAGUUCAAUAUUAAAAAAAAUCAAAUUUAUUAAGAAUUUGGAUAAAAUUCUUAUGACCUUAGCUAUGCAUUUAAUUUUAAAAAUACAUCAAUUUCAAUCACUUUUUAUUUGAAAGUUCCCUAGUCAGAAAACACAAGUGCAUUAUUCAUAGUACAUUUUAUUUUUCUAAUAGGCUCACUCUCUGAAAUGCUCCAUAUUAAUAAUAUAUUUAAAAAAUAUGCUUCAUCAAUUGUGUGUGUUUGAACAGUAAAUUGCAACGAUAUAUUCAAUCUAUGUGCAAAUAAUACUCUUUGAACUUAGAUGCUAAGUGUCAUUAAAACUUGUGUUGAUUGAAUAGUCAUUUAAAAUGUAUUUAUAUCUGUAGCGUUUACUCAUAUUAAAUAUUUUUUAUAUUUCAUAUCUAUUAUACAAGGAAAAAUGAGAAACGAUAUUGAAUAAAUUUGAUUCUUCAUUAUUGCCUUCUUACUACUUUCCCAAUGCAGCAACAAUCUUUCAUAUUUAUGUAUAUAGAUGUCUUUAAUUUUUUAUUUCUUGGACACUUUUAUAUAUUUUAGUUGCUGAAUUGUCUCUUUUGAUUAAAAAUGUAUAUUCGAUAAAUAUGUAUAUUAUACUUACAUAUUGUACAUAAGUUAUGGAUGGUUAAAAGCUCCAUCUGAAUACAAACUUAAAAGAGGGAAUCUUUUGAAAACUCCAAAUGUUCCUCAAUAUUUUUCCUUGUGAUACAUUCUGAGUUUAUUUCUCAACUUUUGAUAUUGAAUAUUCAUUUUUUACCACAAUAUUUAAAUUUCAAUGAUGAUAAACUGUUACUUUUAUCAGUCUAUAUAAAGACACCUUUUUUAAUCACCUAAUAGAAGUAUCAAAUUUAUUUAAAUAUUAAAUAACUAUUUUCUUGUAGAAUUUGCAGAUACAGUAUAAUGGUAAAUAAUAUGAAAUGGGAAAAUGUCAUGAGAAGAUAUUUUUGUUGCUAUGUGUGUUCAUUUAUAAAGGGUGUGAAUUUCACCAAGCGCCGUUGUGAAAGGUGUCUACUUAUUACACCAUAAAAUUCUGUAAACGAAAUUUUGUAGAUUGUAUAUACUAUAAGUAAAAAUUGAAUUAAUUGUAAUUUAAAAACUCCCGCUUUUCAGCACAAAGCGAAAAAUAUGGAAUCGAGAAUCCGAAAACCAUAAAAAUAACUAUUAUUCAGUACAUUUUAUUCCUAUGUUGUCACUUUUGUGAUUCGCUUGAUCUUCUUGAUAGUGAUUAUUACAUCCCAUGAUAUGCUAGGAGCACAAAAUUAAUUUCUUAUUUCUCAGACCUUUAGAUAUGUUUAUAUUUCUAAAUCGUCUUGAUUUUAGGUCUCUUCUUAUAUGAAAUUGGAUUUUUUCUAUAUUUUUAGGUAGGUAAAAAUUUUGCGUUUCCACUAUUUUCAGUCUUUAUCAAAAUAUGAUUUAUCACUGGCAAUUUGCGCAUUUAUAUUAAUCGAUAGAUAUAAAAAAAACUAGUUUUAAAUAGAAGAGACUUAAAAUCAAGACGAUUAUAAUGUUAUAAACAUAAAAUUAAUUUGACCUAUGGUCAUACAAAUUUUUGUUGGCUCACAUAUCAUCAAAAAGAAAAGAUACAGACACCUUGAAUGUCCCAAUAUUUUUAUUUCUUGCCUUUUUGAAUCAUUUAUUAAAAAUAAAGUAAUACUUACAAAUAUUGACUUCUUUAAAUGAAGUAAUAAUGUUACAUCCAAAAAUUGAAAUCUAUUACACAGAAAAUAUUAAGGAAGAUUAAUAUACAUUGACCACAACCACCAAUUAUUUUGGUAUUAUAAAUGUAAGCAAAAUGGACGGAUAUAGCUUGUGAAAAAAUAUAUAUUAUACUUUAUGCUUUAUCUGCCGGCAGAUAAAAUUACUAGUCUACAUCUAUGGAAUUGUCAGUAGAACUAAUAAAACAAGUAAUUUUUUCUUCUAAUAAAAACUGCUCAGAUCUUUAUAUUUUCCUCAAAUUGCAUUCAAUUUGUGCCAUGCUCUUUCUUUAUUAAAAUAUGGUACAUCAGAACUAAAAAAUAAUAAUUAAAAAAAAACCAAAAAUUCUAAAGUACUUCCUAGCAGAGUACCUAAUUUUAUUUUGUGAUUAAGUAGUAUAAGACGCCAGUCAUGUACUGUCUAUAGGAUAGCAUUUUUUGUACUCGUCUAGCAGGUUUUUGACAUUUUUUGUAUAUAUAGUAUAUUUAUAUCUACUCUGCAUUUUGUACAGGCUUCAUAGGUAGGCAAUAACAGACUGUAUCUAUUGAAAAUAAAUUUGCUAAUUUAAAAUAAAA